AUAUAUAAUCGAGAAUGUUAUCUGUGAAGGUUCUGAUUUAUAACCCGGCGGUGUGCUAAAAAUCUUCUACCGUUUCAGUAUGUCGGUUUGGACAGUAAACAGCGAUCUCGCCCGGGAGAGGGCAGGGGCCACAUUUGACUCUGAACAAGUGACCAGCCUUUUAUACGGCGGGCCGGAAAAUGUGCGCAAACGUCGAUAUUUACAAAAUGCGGCUAUUCAGGACCCAGUGCUUCGAAGCGCCAAACCUUGGGCUUUCCAGGACAGGGCAGAACAAUACGACACUGCUCUGUGGAAACAUGUUUACAUUAUGAAAAAACUAGAUGAUAUGGGCAUCACAGACCCGCAAGAGAGAGCCUAUUACCAACAGGCCGGUGCUCCACAAGAGUACAGUCCCUUUUCUCUACAUACGGGUAUGUUCAUACCAUCGAUUGAAAAGCAGGGGACGCAGGACCAACAGGAGAAAUGGUUGCCUCUGGCACGAAGUUUAAAACUGAUUGGAACCUACGCUCAAACAGAAAUGGGUCACGGUACCUUCAUAAGAGGUUUAGAAACAACAGCGACAUACGAUCCAGCAACACGAGAAUUUGUGUUGAAUUCUCCAACUGUGACCUCUAUGAAAUAUUGGCCUGGCGGAUUGGGGAAAACAUCCAACUGCUGCCUGGUUAUGGCUCAGCUGAUUAUCAAGGGGAAAAGGGAAGGCAUCCAUUUGUUUUUUGUUCAGCUGAGAGACAUGGAAACACACAAACUUCUACCAGGAGUAGAGUCGGGGGACAUUGGACCAAAGUUUGGGUUUGGGACGAACGACAAUGGAUACCUAAAGUUAACUGAUGUCAGAAUUCCCAGAGAAAACAUGCUGAUGCGAUAUGCCAAGGUUCUGGAAGACGGAACGUACAUACAGCCAGCCAACCAAAAGAUAGGUUAUGGAACUAUGGUUUUUGUACGAGCUAGUAUUGUCACCAACAGUGCACGUGGUUUAGCACAAGCGUGUGUGAUUGCAAUUCGAUAUAGCGCCGUGCGUCGCCAAACUGAAGUAUCUCCAGGAGGAAGUGAAGCACAGAUAAUUGAUUACCAAACACAACAGUACAAGUUAUUUCCCCUGCUUGCUACCGCAUAUGCAAUGUAUUUUACUGGGAAGUACGCCGAGGAUUACUAUAAUGAAAUAUCAUCCGAAAUUGAAGCUGGAAACCUGGACUCAUUAAAUCAGUUGCAUGCCGUGUGUGCGGGUCUGAAGGCUUUCAGUACGUGGGACUGCACGGCGGGAAUAGAGACCUGUCGUCUGUGUUGUGGAGGUCACGGGUACUCUCACGCCAGCGGCCUACCAAAGCUGUACGUCUUCUACACACCGGGUUGUACAUACGAAGGAGAGAAUAACGUAAUGAUGUUGCAAGUGGCGAGGUUCUUGAUGAAAAUCUACCCUGACAUAAAGAAGGGAGCCAUGCUUCACAAAUUUGUUCAACAUCUAGGAGUGGAUCUCAGUCAGAAAUCAUGUAUGACAGAGGAAGUCACCAUUGAUUGUCUUGUGAAAGCUUAUGAGCAUCGGGCAGCUAGAUUAGUUAAAGAAGCUGCUUCUCAAAUUGAAAAUCUUCAAAGGUCGGGGAAAUCCCGCCAGAGUGCGUGGAAUGCGUCUACGGUUGUCCUAACAUGGGCUGCAAAGGCUUAUUGUCAUACCUUUGUCGUCAGAACGUUUUGCGAUACUGUGAGUAACGCUGAUGUGGACAAACAUACAAAAGAUGUCCUAAUUGUGCUCUGUAAGCUGUACGCAGUACAUGGUAUAGUUGAAAACUUGGGCGAAUUUAUUCAGGAUGGAUUCUUGAGUCCCCGACAAGUCUCCAUUCUCCAAACCAAAUUGGCAGAACUGUUGGCAGAGCUCAGACCCAAUGUUGUAGCACUAGUGGAUGCAUUCGACUACCCGGACAGAGUUCUAGAUAGCUGUCUAGGGCGAUAUGAUGGACAAGUUUAUAAGGCAUUAUACGAAUACGCUAAGAGUUCACCGCUUAAUGAUAAAGAGGUUUUGGAUACCUAUGAAAAAUAUAUCAAGCCAGCGCAAACUCUGCAUAUGGAACAAGAUCUAAGAGCUCGAUUGUGAUGUUCACACAUGUAAUAAGGAAAUUAACUCCUCUAUGAUGAUACUGUUUUAUUUAAGAGUUCAAUUGUGAUGUUCACACAUGUAAUUAGGAAAUUGAUUCCUCUAUGGUGAUACUGUUUUAUUCAAGAGCUCGAUUGUGAUGUUCACACAUGUAAUUAGGAAAUUAUCUCCUCUAUAAUGAUACUGUUUUAUGUAAGAGGUUGAUUGUGAUGUUCACACAUGUAAUUGGGAAACUAACUCCACUAUGGUGAUACUGUUUUAUUUGGGAUCAAUUGAUACCAUGAACAAUUAGUGGAAGAGAUACCUCAUUGCGCUUCAGUUAGGUCAUGUAUUACUGUACUACGACAGGAUAUUAAUAAUUUUAACUCACAAAUAUACAAAUAUAGAAUACGGAGCAGUGUAUACAAAUAUAGAAUACGGAACAGUGUAUACAAAUAUAGAAUACGGAGCAGUGUAUACAAAUAUAGAAUACGGAACAAUGUAUACAAAUAUAGAAUACGGAGCAGUGUAUACAAAUAUAGAAUACGGAACAGUGUAUACAAAUAUAAAAUACGGAACAAUGUAUACAAAUGUGCGUAUUUUUUAUGUAAACAAUGAUCUGCAAGAGAUUUAUUUUCGAUAAAUAAAAGUUCACACGGUAAUCAGUGUUCUGAAUUACAAAGUAAUUUUUUUUUCAUCUAGAUACAAAGUCAAUGGUAUUUUCAUAGAUUAUUUAUGCAUAUGUAAAAUCAAUUGGAAAAAUAAACGAAUUUCAAUUAG
Molecule: messenger RNA, 2845 nt
Organism: Ostrea edulis (European flat oyster)
Lineage: Eukaryota; Metazoa; Mollusca; Bivalvia; Ostreida; Ostreidae
Product: peroxisomal acyl-coenzyme A oxidase 1-like
Exons: 14
Coding region: 80-2086 (668 amino acids)
Biological process (GO): fatty acid beta-oxidation using acyl-CoA oxidase; lipid homeostasis
Cellular component (GO): peroxisome
Molecular function (GO): acyl-CoA oxidase activity; fatty acid binding; FAD binding
Source: RefSeq, a predicted model, not a curated record